Symbiodinium natans is the source of this 2742-nucleotide messenger RNA. Lineage: Eukaryota; Dinophyceae; Suessiales; Symbiodiniaceae. The record is from the annotation of a GenBank genome assembly.
AUGUCGCUGUACGUGCAAGGCGCUUCCGUCCUUCAAGACCCGAUGUACCGGUUAUUGGGGCCCCGCGGCCCUCACCACCCACCCGACCCACACGGCCCACCCCCACGGGCCGUGCUGGAGCUCAGCGCCUCGACGAUCCCGAGGCUCAUUCAUCAGGUGUGGCUUGGGUCCGGUGCACCCGACCUCCUGAUCAGUACCUGGCAGGCCUACACCCUCUUCGCGCCAGAAAGCUGGGUGCACCGCCUCUGGCAAAGCAAGGAAGAGGUCGUGCAGGCUUUGGCAGAGGUCGAGGACGACCUGCUGAGAGACUGGCGCCGCCUCUACGAUCAGGAAGCGACCCUCGCCGGCAGUUCAGACCUCAUCCGUUGGGCGCUACUCUAUGCAUUUGGCGGAGUCUACAUCGAUGCAGAUGCCCUCUGGUUGGGACUUCCCAGCACGCUCGAGCGCCAUUUGGGCAACGCCAGCUUUGUGGCUGCAUGGGAGAACAAGAGGUCUCCCUUCGUGGCUACUGGAGUCUUGGCAAGUUCGCGACAUGGCUACGUAGCUCGACAAGUCUUAGAAAUGCAGGUUCAAAGAUGCCAGCACUGCCGCCUGGAUUUGGGCCGCAGCCCCUGGGAUGUGUUUGCCAGCGGUGCGUUGACGCAACUGCUGGUUGCCGGAGACCAGCUCAAGGAUGAAGAGGUCAAAGUACUGGACCCGGGUAUCUUUUAUCCAGUUCGCCACAGUUCCGACCCUUGGCAGAAGCACGGCUUCUAUUUGCCAAAGCUUGCAGACCUCGGUGCUGUCUCCCUCGAUCUUGGUGUGACGAGCAACCGGUACCCAUCGGGAGCAUUCGCUUUCGGGGCCCUGCCAGACACAGCAGCCACACCCAACGCAACGGAGGAGGGCAUAGUGGCCGAUGCUGAUGGGCAGCCCCAGACGAGGUUACCGACUUUCCCCCGAUCGCACAUCUUGCAGCCGACGAUGGGAGGUGAAAAGCAGCUGAUGGUCGUCGCGCAUGCCGACGACGAGGUACUCUUUGGAAGCACACUGCUUGCAGAAGGCCCAGAGUGGACGGUGGUCGUGGCCACCAUGCCUUCGGAGGGCUACGACCAGCGAGAGGCCGAGCUUCUUCAAGCGCUCGCAGAGUUUCCGCUGGUGACAGAAGUCCGUCUCCUCGGCUACCCCGAAUGUUCGAAGUGUGUUCCGCUGCAUCCCAGCUUGUACGAUGACUUCUCCCGUCUUCUCGAUCGGCGCUGGAUGCGCCUUGUGACGCACGGUCCGCUCGGGGAGUAUGGCCACCCGCAGCAUCGGGAGUUGCUGCUCGCCUUGCGCUCCCUGGGGACAGGGCCGGUGCCUGUUUGGGUUUUCCAGCCGCGGAUCCUCGACUUCACCCCGCCGGCAGCACGCCUGGCAGCACGUGUGGCAGCCCUGGACGCCUAUGCAUCGCAGGCGGCCGUGCUGGCUCUGUACCGCGAUUGGUCCAGUGGGGCGGUUCCACUUCAUCGGUUUAAUUACACGCUGGCGAGGGAAGUCUGUGCCACCGGAACAAGAGGGCUUCGACUCUACCAGAAGACAUGCUCAGAGCAAGCAGGGCCUUUGGACGUGAAGCUACUCCGCGUCGAUUCGGUGGCGAUUUUUGCGGCCGGCCUGGCGCCCGAGGUUGCUGGUGCACCUCAUGCUGCUCUGUUGGAGGCACCGCGGCUGCGGCGACGGCUACUCCACGAGGCCAUGCGGCUUAGCCCGGAUGGCUUUGCUUGCACCUUUGGUGGCACCGACACCAUGCUGUGGCUUGGAGCUUCACCAGACAACACAGCCAGGAUCCUUCCCUUCGGGCCCAUGCUCGGUCGGCUGUGGGACGAUGCCAGCAGAGUUCUGCUAUGGAAGACGACCUCUCUUGCCCCGCGGCUGCAGCCGUUUGCUCGUGGCCAGCCGGCGCAGGCGUCGUCGUCAUCUAUUCGAGACUGCCCCUUGUUGAUCGGUCCGCUGGCCGUCAUCCUGGCAUUUCUGCGCAGCGCUGCCGCCAAGGUCAAAGCGUCCUGGAAUCUUUGCGUGCAUGGACUUCGCGACGAGCUACUGGGUCUGGAUGCCGAGUCCGUCAUACCAGGGGAGGAAGAGAUGGCUUUGGCCCUGUCUGCUGCGGUCGAAGCCUCCGGGACCUUCACCCCGAUCCAAGGUUCGAUUCCUCCUCGGCGCUGUUCAUCGCAGGACGGAUGGCGGAGAGCUUGGUCGUGGUCUGCGGCGCAUAAGGCCAAGGUGAUACAGCGGGAGGUGGCGGCCACUGAACACAUUGGCUGCUGUUUCACCAUCGAGCGAUCUGAGAAGCAAGGGUCCGGCAAAAGCGUUCAGCAGCCUUCCCUCAUGAACCAGUCCCUGGUGUUUUACAAGUUGCUGUUGGCCUACAGCUUCGGAAAUUCGAAGUUGCUUGAUGUUUGGCUUAGGGAGGUGCUGGGCGUGAAUGCUGGGAUUUCGAGCGGCUGCCUGUUGAUUCGAAAGCUUCUCAUGCUUCCGGCUCGACCCAGCGUUUCGGGGCAUUCGUUCGAGGUCCAACCAAGAUUCAAAAACACUGGGGCAACUUCCUUCGGCGUGAUCAGCAACAUGCAAGGAUGUCGUUUGAGAUUUGAGGCUGUGUUGAACUGGCUUAGCCGUCUAUCGUCGGACGACCUCUUUACGCUUGCAUCUACUUGCGGCGAAUGCCCGACCUCCUCCAGCACGAGCUGGCUAAGACACACCGCAACUUCACUUCAAGGAGCUGAGUCCUGA